AUGUCUGCUGUGGAAGAGCCCGAAAUGAAAGCAGGACAUCUUCCUGCGGAACGUGUUGGUGGACGUAGGGUUGUUAAGAAGGAUCACCGUCAGCAGGAAACGGAGCGAACUUCUUCAGAAAGUGCUGACGAGACAAGUCGUGAGCUGGUCGAAAGGGAUAGCAGUCUACCGGCACAGAUGGAGAGGUCAUAUCCGACGAGUGCAGUGAAACAAUCUCAUGAAAAACCAAUACCGACUCAUCAGGCUCACUACGCUUCUCCUCCGUCUCAUACCAACAGUGGUCAGCUCUUUCAACCAAGAAAAAAUUAG
Molecule: messenger RNA, 309 nt
Organism: Cooperia oncophora
Lineage: Eukaryota; Metazoa; Nematoda; Chromadorea; Rhabditida; Trichostrongylidae
Source: the annotation of a GenBank genome assembly